Sciurus carolinensis (gray squirrel) is the source of this 2229-nucleotide messenger RNA. RefSeq names its product sulfotransferase 1B1-like. The coding region runs from base 263 to 1189 and encodes 308 amino acids. The transcript has 8 exons. Gene Ontology annotation, molecular function: sulfotransferase activity. Gene Ontology annotation, biological process: sulfation. Lineage: Eukaryota; Metazoa; Chordata; Mammalia; Rodentia; Sciuridae. Gene Ontology annotation, cellular component: cytoplasm. The record is from RefSeq and is a predicted model, not a curated record.
AACUCCGCCUGAGCUGACUUCUGGUCACCACCCUCCUCCAUUUCCUUUUCUGGACUUCCUGGAUCUGCCACCUGUGGAGACAGCAGGGCCUCCCUCUGUUUGUAUAGUUCAAACUCACCCUGCCUGUGGAGUCCCUGGCUGUUAUCACUGACUGCUGUUGCUGUGCUCAGAUCUGAUCUGUCCUUACACUUGUUUACUUCUGGAGAGGAGGCUACAUUGUAAGCAGGAAGUCUGUUAAGUAUUUGUACAAUCUGCUACAAAAAUGAUUUCCCAAAAGGAUGUCAUGCGAAAAAAUCUGAAGAUGGUCCAUGGCUACCCCAUGGUCUAUGCUUUUGCCCACAACUGGGAAAGGAUUGAAAGGUUCCGCAGCAGGCCAGAUGACAUCGUGAUAGCAACUUACCCUAAGUCAGGUACCACUUGGAUUAGUGAAAUCUUGGACAUGGUUCUAAAUGGUGGAGAUGUUGAAAAAUGUAAAAGAGAUGUUAUUUCUGCUAAAGUUCCCAUGCUGGAAAUGGCUGUUCCUGGAAUAAGUAUGUCAGGUUUAGAACAAUUAGAGAAGAAUCCAUCACCUCGGAUUGUGAAGACACAUCUACCAACUGACCUUUUUCCUAAGACUUUCUGGGAGAACAACUGCAAGAUAAUUUAUCUUGCUCGAAAUGCCAAGGAUGUUGCAGUAUCAUUUUACCAUUUUGACUUAAUGAAUAACUUACAUCCUCUUCCUGGAACAUGGGAAGAAUAUUUGGAGAAAUUCAUGACUGGAAAUGUGACCUAUGGUUCAUGGUUUAAUCAUGUUAAGAACUGGUGGAAGAAAAAGGAAGAAUAUCCAAUACUUUUCUUAUACUAUGAAGACAUGAAAGAGAAUCCAAAGGAGGAAAUCAAGAAGAUUGCUAGAUAUCUAGAGAAGGACUUAAAUGAUGAGAUCUUGGAUCGGAUCAUCCAUCACACCUCAUUUGAAGCGAUGAAGGACAACCCUCUGCUGAAUUACACACACCUGCCCAGUGCAGUGCUGGAUCACAGCAAAUCCCCUUUCAUGCGCAAAGGGAUUAUUGGUGACUGGAAAAAUUACUUCACAGUGGCCCAAAAUGAGAAAUUUGAUGCCCUUUAUAAAAAAGAAAUGUCUGGAACUACACUUCAAUUUUGCACAGAGAUCUGUAACUUGAAGAAAGAAGAGAUGACCCACAGUUUUUGAAGCAUGGCAGUUAUGACUAGGCUGAGCAAUGAAAUGAUUAUAGAAGGGAAAAUUAUGAUUUUAGAACUUUGAAUUUUUCAGCAUCAUUAAUCAGGCCCCAGUUUUGUUCCUCUGCCUCGAGAUUCCUAAUUCCCUAAAGCCAAGGCCCAUCAUUCCCUUUUUGUAGGCUACUCAUGCCUUUUCCUAGAUGAGACCUUAGGAGACAAUAUUUACCCUCCUCAGUCUCCCAUAUCUUAUGAAUUAGUUAGGUUCUCUUCCCUAUUAUCAUGGUCUAAGAAAUGCUGUUUGCAAACUGACACUGUAUUCCCUGAGCUCCACUGGUUUACUUUGCUGAAUUAUUGUCCCAGGACACUGUGUUCCACUGCUGUUUACUGGGGGUCAAGCUGUUCCUGAAGUCAUAGCUCAUCUUCCUCUAUUUGGAUAACACAGUUCAUGUUCCAGAUUUUGUGGAAAUGUUUUUUCUAUACCUUGUUACAUAUCCAGGUCUCCUACAUUAUUCUCUCUAGAGGUCUUCCCUGGGGACUGGAGCUUGGCACUUUUAAAUCAUGAAGCUAUUGCACAUAAAUGGCUGUUUUCUCUUUUCUUGUAUUCUGGGACUCUGUUCUCUCAAUAGGUUAUUUGUAAAUACUAGAGAAAGGGGGAUACAGAGAAAGGGAUGGGAUUACAACAGGCUGGUGUGCCAGGUCCCAGAGCUCUAGAAUACUUUAAAAGAUCCACUCAUAUUUUGCUUUGCGGACAAUGCAGAUGUUAAUCCAAACUACAGGGACUCAGGUUCAUAAGACAGAAUGCUGACACAAGCAGCCCAGGAAUGACAGGGACUCCCACUUCCUGUGGACCUUCUCUCCAGAUUUACCACUGAUGAAAAGGAAGGAAAAUAAAAAAAUUCCAUAUGUACAAUGUACAAGUUUUCUUUUUCAUGAGAAACUUUUCACAAGAUACCAUCUCUCCCAGAAUAUCAUGGACUCUCAAAAUCUUCAAAUAUCUGGACUGAGUAUAUUCUGAUAUGGAAUAAUGAUAUAAUGUAAAUGUUCUAUAAACCA